Messenger RNA from Emiliania huxleyi CCMP1516, 477 nucleotides. RefSeq lists its product as hypothetical. NCBI's taxonomy places the organism in Eukaryota, Haptophyta, Isochrysidales, Noelaerhabdaceae. The coding region runs from base 251 to 436 and encodes 61 amino acids. The record is from RefSeq and is a predicted model, not a curated record. The transcript is spliced from 4 exons.
UAUCUUUACGCUGUACAGCAACUCCAUCUCGGGCACCAUCCCUCCGCAGACGAGCAAGCUCUCGCAGCUGGAGUAUCUUGGCCUGUUCGACAACGACAUCUCCGGCACCGUGCCGUCGCAGCUCAACAACCUGCCGCUGACCUGGAAGCAUGCGGCAGCCAAUCGCGCGCGCCAUGACAACUACGCCUUCUUCACCUUUGUCCGUGACCCGGUAGAGCGCUUUGCUUCAGCCGUUUACGAGAUCAACUUUAUGCUCGAUGACGUUAGGGUGUUGAACCAGCUGAAAUUCGUUGGGCGGGUCGAAAACCUAUCGGAGGACCUGCGGGCAAUUCUGCAGUCGCACUCCCUCAAUGUCAAUGAGGCGCAACUUGCGCAGACGCACUUGCGGCGAAGCGGUGACGCCGCGGUGCCAAAGUCCAGUCGGUGGCCUGACUGACAGCCUCAUAUUGUGUUUGAUGUCUAUAUGUGUGGUAAAGG